Messenger RNA from Oncorhynchus kisutch (coho salmon), 8075 nucleotides. RefSeq lists its product as uncharacterized. The transcript has 15 exons. Bases 149 to 8032 code for a protein of 2627 amino acids. The record is from RefSeq and is a predicted model, not a curated record. Lineage: Eukaryota; Metazoa; Chordata; Actinopteri; Salmoniformes; Salmonidae.
UUCAGUCGCUGUCAAUUACAAUUAUUCUGAAACUGAAUCUCCAAUCGCGUCUGUUUUCGUGUUGUUUGCGUAGUCCUACUUUCACACCACCGUUUUUUUUUUGCUGACAGCUGUAACAAAGUCGACACACGGUUUGUCGACGUAAAGAAUGGACUUGGAAGAUAGUCACCAGGAGAAAGGGAUGGAAGAGGAGGUGGAGGUGGAGGCAGAGAAACCAGACACUCAACUAAAGGAAGAGAAGAAGGUCAUGUCUGGCAAGGCCCCCAAAAAAUCUGCAGACCAAGGCACUGAAGAAGGUUCCUCAGUGGCAUUCUGUUCACCCCGAGCUCACUAUCCAGAUAAAUACCGAAACAGAGCGGCCGUAAUUCAACUCUUACAUGAGGAAUUACGCAAGAGUCAACUUUACCCCUCAGAAAUGGAAGAGGACGUCUGCUUCCCAAUCCUCAUCAAUUUCAUGAGGAAUCUCACUGAUAGGCAGUGGGAGGUGAUUCAGGAGGGCAUGAGAAAUCCUACAACCAAAGUACAACUUGCCAAAAUGUGUAGGAAGAUAGCGAAAACAGUUUCCCACAUUGCGGUAGAGAUCCUCAUCCCGACCCUUGCACAAAUAUUAGAGCUUGAUUCCGCUGGAGAAGCUAGUUCCUCUCCCUCGCUGACUGGAUCAGAGUGCGCCAACAUUGCAAGCAUCCAGGAACAUGUGGUGAAAUUGAAUGAAGAUGGUCUACCUAAGAGGCCUGGCAGUGGAAGGUCCCUGUGCAGUCAAUGGGUCAGGAGUCCCUACCCCUCAUCCACUGAAUUUGAACAGAGUCUGGAAUUGAUCCGCGGACACAGUUACCACAACAGAGAAUUGAGGACGAGCGACAGUGGCAGACAUUAUUACAGCUCCCACACACCCACUCCACGUUCUUCCACAAGUUCCCAGACGUCGUUGCAGAGGGCACAUCGAGUAGACAUUCGACUGACAGAUCCUCUGAAUGCCCUCUUUGGGAUCACAGAGGCCACAAUUCUCCAAACGCUGGGUGAUCAAUCCUGCUCUUCUGGCUCACCUGGAUUGACCAGAUCUGUGGUCAGAGAUGUCGUGAGUCAGGUGAACUCUGACAUCUCACUGAUCAUCUCCUGUUCCAGCUCAGGUAAAUCAAGACCAGUGUUGUGUGACACUGGCAGGCGAUAUGCCAUGCAGGCCGCCCAGAAGCUGGUGUCUGUUAUCUGUGCCAAGUUGCGGAGGUUUGGAAUCACUGGACAGGCUGCGCCUCAAGCCAAAACCAAUCCAUCUAAGGAGAAUGUGGACAUUGAGGCUUCUCUUGCACCAUUGACAGGAGAGGUCAUGGCUGUUAUGGUCAACUCCAGAGAAUGCCAGGGAGGAGAGCAAGGAACAAUGGAUGUGCUUCGAGAAAUAACACACAAAGUAAAUGUUUUGGCUUCAAGGGAUAGUGUUGGUCUUCUGGAAGACUCCCUAGCAGAGGAAAAAAAUCUGAAAGAGACUGUAUCCUCUGGCAGCUUGGUGAGUCCAAACAUCCUCAUACUUUCACCUUCUGAGAAAAAGCUUGGAUCUCCUGUAAUGACAACCAUUGAGAAAUUCUCCAGUGGUGAAUUGAAGUCAGAAGCCACUAACGCUAUUAGCGAAGUGCUCAUUAGGUCUAGCAGAAGUCUAUCUGCAGAAAUGUCUGCUUGCACACCUGAGCAUUCAUGUAAUCUGGCCAGUGAAAGGAAUCUGCCAGCUAUGCCAGAACUUUUAACAACUACAAUUAAUGUAGGUUCUGAAGCCUCUGAAAUUAUGGAUUCCUUUCUGAGCGAUAUGACAUGUAUCGCACAAUCAGAUUUCACAAAAAUGAAAGCUCUACCCGCGGCCCUUAACCUUUCUAAAAGAUUGCAGAAUACGCUGAGGGGAUUUUACUCUCGACUUUUGGCCCCUAACAGCUCAGAACGAGACAAAGAGGAGAAUCUAGAGCAAGCUAAAAACAUUUCUGCUCCUACUUUGAUCCAAAAGUCAUUUGGAUCCAACAAGAGUGAGCGUAUACUUCCAGGGGUCAUAUCACCAGGAGAAGUGGCUCUUCAUAGACAUCAGAGCGAAAGCUCCAGACCUAUGGCUCUUAGCCCUCAGAUCAUUCAGCUUCACCUCGACUCUACCACUAAGGAGGUUGUGAGCACAAUUGUGUCAUGUUACAAGCCAGAAGUUCCUGAGGAAGAAUUGACAUAUUCACAUGAAAAGAUGUCAUCGGAUACAUCCCUUUUGGCUACUGAGUUUGUGGACCAUGUCAUAGCUUGGUUAAAGGUAAUCUCUGCCGCAAGUUCUGCAACUUCUUCAUCAGAGAGUUUGUGCGUUUCUCCAAAUGCAUUCAUUUGCGAACUCUCCAGUGAAACGUUUCAGACACAGGCUGUGAAACGAGUGAAACAAGUCCUAAUUGAAUCUGUCAGGUGCUUUUCCAACUCAGGAAGUUCCAGCAUAUCAGAGUCCCACACUAGUCGGGUCAGUCAAUCAGAUGUUGGCAUUCAACAGGAUUCCUCCUCAACUUCCUUUAUGAGCAUGGACUCAUCCUCUUUUGGUGUUGUUGCAGCCGUUGUGAAAGACAUGAAGAGCCUGUUGCAGACAACCGAAUCAACUGAUAGUCUACAGCCAACUGAUUCUGCCCUUCUACAUGGUACCACAAGUUAUUCUGAGACAUCAAGCAAGAGCUGGCAAAGUGGUGUUGCCAUUUCUGACUUUAAACUUUGGUCUACAGCACAGACUAUUUAUAGGCACCUGCGGAACAACCUGAGAGAGGUUUUCAUCCGGCAUCAUCAACCAGAUGUAAAAACCACAGAUGCUAUCAUAACGCAAGCCAAAAAAAGCAGCAGUCAAAUCUUGCUUGCCAUCCAAGAGGAAAUGACCAGAUCGGAGGAAUUGAUGACCUCACAGGAGCUGGUGCAACUCCAUGGCAUUGUGGGAAUGAUGCUGGAGGGUGUGGAGACAGUUUGCAGUGAGGAUGAUACAGAGCAAGAGUGGCAAGAGCUUCAAAGGCCUUCAACUUCUUUAUCUACUGCUUCAAAAGGAUCAAUGUCUCAGAGAUUGAACAAUACUCACACUCUCCCAGGAACUCCAAUGUCAACUGAGUUACUGGACAGUAGCUUCCCUGUCAUUAGAAGCACAUGUAUUGAUGCAAGAGAUGAUAUUGCAUCUGGGGCCUCAUUGAGUGACCUAGGAAAAACCCUGAAUGGUGCGGUGAGCUUCAUCAUUGAACAUCUUGAUCCUGAAGUGAUGCAGCAGAUCACUUCUCCAGACUCUGAUCUAACAUCACUAGAAGAACUUAUCUCAAAGGAGAAGAUUCACUCAUUGUGCCAUGACCUUGUUGCUCAACUUGAGAGCCUCAUUCAGGAGCAGAACAGCAUCCCACUAAUCAAAUCGGUGGCAGUCGCUAAGUGUGUCUCUGACACAGUUUUGCUUAACCUAGCAAGGAGGGAAAACCAAGUGGGGAAACCCUUCUCCUCCAAACUCAUCUACAUGUUCGCUGAGGAGUUAGUGAAGCAAUUGCUGCUUCCUUUGAUCUUGCCUCCUUCAUUGUGGGGCUUGGAUCAGGAAGCCUCCCUUUACGAUGUUCCGUCGAGCACAUCUAGUCACCGCAGCUCAAGCUCCACUACUUCUCUAGUGACUGUACUUGAUGGUAGUAGCUCUCUGGUGUCUGCUAGUUCUUCGCAGGUUUACGAUGACACAGUGAAUCUGUUCACAAGCGCGAUCUGUCACCAAGUGAUGGACAACAUUUCUGGAGCCUCUAGUCACACAGUGGAGGACAACAUCCAUGACAGAGAGGCAUCCAUCAUUGCUACUGGGUCUGUGGAGCAGGCCCAGAGUGAUUCCAGUUCUCCUCGGGCUGUGAAACAAGGCAAAUGGAGGUUCAGAUUCCUCCCAAAGUUUUCCAAGUUCAGACUCAACCUCAAGGACUUGGAAGAUAGCCACCAGGAGAAAGGGAUGGAAGAGGAGGUGGAGGCAGAGAAACCAGACGCUCAACUAAAGGAAGAGAAGAAGGUCAUGUCUGGCAAGGCCCCCAAAAAAUCUGCAGACCAAGGCACUGAAGAAGGUUCCUCAGUGGCAUUCUGUUCACCCCGAGCUCACUAUCCAGAUAAAUACCGAAACAGAGCGGCCGUAAUUCAACUCUUACAUGAGGAAUUACGCAAGAGUCAACUUUACCCCUCAGGAAUGGAAGAGGACGUCUGCUUCCCAAUCCUCAUCAAUUUCAUGAGGAAUCUCACUGAUAGGCAGUGGGAGGUGAUUCAGGAGGGCAUGAGAAAUCCUACAACCAAAGUACAACUUGCCAAAAUGUGUAGGAAGAUAGCGAAAACAGUUUCCCACAUUGCGGUAGAGAUCCUCAUCCCGACCCUUGCACAAAUAUUAGAGCUUGAUUCCGCUGGAGAAGCUAGUUCCUCUCCCUCGCUGACUGGAUCAGAGUGCGCCAACAUUGCAAGCAUCCAGGAAUAUGUGGUGAAAUUGAAUGAAGAUGGUCUACCUCAGAGGCCUGGCAGUGGAAGGUCCCUGUGCAGUCAAUGGGCCAGGACUCCCUCCCCCUCAGCCACUGAUUUUGAGCAGUCACACAUGGUGACAUUUGAUGACAAAGAUCUAUCCACAAGGCCCAGCAGUGGAAGGUGUCUGUACAGUCAAUGGGUCAAGAGUCCCUACCCCUCAUCCACUGAAUUUGAACAGAGGCUGGAAUUGAUCCGCGGACACAGUUACCAAAACAGAGAAUUGAGGACGAGCGACAGUGGCAGACAUUAUUACAGCUCCCACACACCCACUCCACGUUCUUCCACAAGUUCCCAGACGUCGUUGCAGAGGGCACAUCGAGUAGACGUUCGACUGACAGAUCCUCUGAAUGCCCUCUUUGGGAUCACAGAGGCCACAAUUCUCCAAACGCUGGGUGAUCAAUCCUGCUCUUCUGGCUCACCUGGAUUGACCAGAUCUGUGGUCAAAGAUGUCGUGAGUCAGGUGAACUCUGACAUCUCACUGAUCAUCUCCUGUUCCAGCUCAGGUAAAUCAAGACCAGUGUUGUGUGACACUGGCAGGCGAUAUGCCAUGCAGGCCGCCCAGAAGCUGGUGUCUGUUAUCUGUGCCAAGUUGCGGAGGUUUGGAAUCACUGGACAGGCUGCGCCUCAAGCCAAAACCAAUCCAUCUAAGGAGAAUGUGGACAUUGAGGCUUCUCUUGCACCAUUGACAGGAGAGGUCAUGGCUGUUAUGGUCAACUCCAGAGAAUGCCAGAGAGGAGAGCAAGGAACAAUGGAUGUGCUUCGAGAAUUAACACACAAAGUAAAUGUUUUGGCUUCAAGGGAUAGUGUUGGUCUUCUGGAAGACUCCCUAGCAGAGGAAAAAAAUCUGAAAGAUACUGUAUCCUCUGGCAGCUUGGUGAGUCCAAACAUCCUCAUACUUUCACCUUCUGAGAAAAAGCUUGGAUCUCCUGUAAUGACAACCAUUGAGAAAUUCUCCAGUGGUGAAUUGAAGUCAGAAGCCACUAACGCUAUUAGCGAAGUGCUCAUUAGGUCUAGCAGAAGUCUAUCUGCAGAAAUGUCUGCUUGCACACCUGAGCAUUCAUGUAAUUUGGCCAGUGAAAGGAAUCUGCCAGCUAUGCCAGAACUUUUAACAACUACAAUUAAUGUAGGUUCUGAAGCCUCUGAAAUUAUGGAUUCCUUUCUGAGCGAUAUGACAUGUAUCGCACAAUCAGAUUUCACAAAAAUGAAAGCUCUACCCGUGGCCCUUAACCUUUCUAAAAGGUUGCAGAAUACGCUGAGGGGAUUUUACUCUCGACUUUUGGCCCCUAACAGCUCAGAACGAGACAAAGAGGAGAAUCUAGAGCAAGCUAAAAACAUUUCUGCUCCUACUUUGAUCCAAAAGUCAUUUGGAUCCAACAAGAGUGAGCGUAUACUUCCAGGGGUCAUAUCACCAGGAGAAGUGGCUCUUCAUAGACAUCAGAGCGAAAGCUCCAGACCUAUGGCUCUUAGCCCUCAGAUCAUUCAGCUUCACCUCGACUCUACCACUAAGGAGGUUGUGAGCACAAUUGUGUCAUGUUACAUGCCAGAAGUUCCUGAGGAAGAAUUGACAUAUUCACAUGAAAAGAUGUCAUCGGAUACAUCCCUUUUGGCUACUGAGUUUGUGGACCAUGUCAUAGCUUGGUUAAAGGUAAUCUCUGCCGCAAGUUCUGCAACUUCUUCAUCAGAGAGUUUGUGCGUUUCUCCAAAUGCAUUCAUUUGCGAACUCUCCAGUGAAACGUUUCAGACACAGGCUGUGAAACGAGUGAAACAAGUCCUAAUUGAAUCUGUCAGGUGCUUUUCCAACUCAGGAAGUUCCAGCAUAUCAGAGUCCCACACUAGUCGGGUCAGUCAAUCAGAUGUUGGCAUUCAACAGGAUUCCUCCUCAACUUCCUUUAUGAGCAUGGACUCAUCCUCUUUUGGUGUUGUUGCAGCCGUUGUGAAAGACAUGAAGAGCCUGUUGCAGACAACCGAAUCAACUGAUAGUCUACAGCCAACUGAUUCUGCCCUUCUACAUGGUACCACAAGUUAUUCUGAGACAUCAAGCAAGAGCUGGCAAAGUGGUGUUGCCAUUUCUGACUUUAAACUUUGGUCUACAGCACAGACUAUUUAUAGGCACCUGCGGAACAACCUGAGAGAGGUUUUCAUCCGGCAUCAUCAACCAGAUGUAAAAACCACAGAUGCUAUCAUAACGCAAGCCAAAAAAAGCAGCAGUCAAAUCUUGCUUGCCAUCCAAGAGGAAAUGACCAGAUCGGAGGAAUUGAUGACCUCACAGGAGCUGGUGCAACUCCAUGGCAUUGUGGGAAUGAUGCUGGAGGGUGUGGAGACAGUUUGCAGUGAGGAUGAUACAGAGCAAGAGUGGCAAGAGCUUCAAAGGCCUUCAACUUCUUUAUCUACUGCUUCAAAAGGCUCAAGGUCUCAGAGAUUGAACAAUACUCACACUCUCCCAGGAACUCCAAUGUCAACUGAGUUACUGGACAGUAGCUUCCCUGUCAUUAGAAGCACAUGUAUUGAUGCAAGAGAUGAUAUUGCAUCCGGGGCCUCAUUGAGUGACCUAGGAAAAACCCUGAAUGGUGCGGUGAGCUUCAUCAUUGAACAUCUUGAUCCUGAAGUGAUGCAGCAGAUCACUUCUCCAGACUCUGAUCUAACAUCACUAGAAGAACUUAUCUCAAAGGAGAAGAUUCACUCAUUGUGCCAUGACCUUGUUGCUCAACUUGAGAGCCUCAUUCAGGAGCAGAACAGCAUCCCACUAAUCAAAUCGGUGGCAGUCGCUAAGUGUGUCUCUGACACAGUUUUGCUUAACCUAGCAAGGAGGGAAAACCAAGUGGGGAAACCCUUCUCCUCCAAACUCAUCUACAUGUUCGCUGAGGAGUUAGUGAAGCAAUUGCUGCUUCCUUUGAUCUUGCCUCCUUCAUUGUGGGGCUUGGAUCAGGAAGCCUCCCUUUACGAUGUUCCGUCGAGCACAUCUAGUCACCGCAGCUCAAGCUCCACUACUUCUCUAGUGACUGUACUUGAUGGUAGUAGCUCUCUGGUGUCUGCUAGUUCUUCGCAGGUUUACGAUGACACAGUGAAUCUGUUCACAAGCGCGAUCUGUCACCAAGUGAUGGACAACAUUUCUGGAGCCUCGAGUCACACAGUGGAGGACAACAUCCAUGACAGAGAGGCAUCCAUCAUUGCUACUGGGUCUGUGGAGCAGGCCCAGAGUGAUUCCAGUUCUCCUCGGGCUGUGAAACAAGGCAAAUGGAGGUUCAGAUUCCUCCCAAAGUUUUCCAAGUUCAGACUCAACCUCAAGUGCCUGAGGCGGCGCAACAAAAAGCAGGUACAGCCCUCAGAGGAAGCCCAGGACCAGAUUAAGGUUCCCCGGGAAGAGGACCAUUGCAUAUUACCCAACACAGUGCCAAAGGCUGUCAUGGCUCCACUUCAAGAGAGUUGUCUCUCCACUUCUCAACCCAAGGAGAAGAAACACAAACCCUCCAUCUUUGUCAGGAUGUUCUUGGCCAUCAACAAAUGCUUUUGGAACACCUUAAAAUGUCAAUCUAACAAAUAACAACACCUAAUUAAUAAAAUAAAGAUUUACUGCAUUCAAUUAA